UUCGACGGACGAUGUCGCGCCCUUUGAACUCUCCGCGCUGGUCGGCGACAUCCCUUUAAUCCAGUUGGUGUUUGGAGAACUGUUGUUUGUGUACUUUUUCUUAGUUUCUCUCUCACUCACCAGGAGCAACCUGAAUAGCGCUCUAGUAGCUGUUGCUGUCGAAGGAUUCUUGUUUUUUUCUGUUUGCUUUUUGGGGGUGUGUUGGGCGGAAGUUUCGAUGGUUGGUGGCACGAACGCGUGUUCCGCGGGAGGUGAAAAAUCAAGACGGGGAAAAUAGCAAUAAUACAAAUGAUCGCGCCAAUAAUAAUUAAUGGACGGAACUAGUUCGCGUGUUUCGGGUGAGCUGUUUGAAGCUAAUUGAUUGGGUCCAGAUUUCGCUCCUGCUUGUUAUACGAGGGUGGGAGAAAAGAGCCAGAUAGAUAGGAAUCGCUGAAUUGGUGGCAAUUAAUUUGAGGCGAAUGCCUCGGCGGUGGGAAAAAUACGACAGCGAUAAUUGCUCCAACGCAACCGGCAUUGAUUUGCUUAAGCUGAUUUCACACCACUUCGGGAGGGGGAGACGUGAAGUGUUGUCAGUUGUAGAGAGGUGUGUACAUUGUGUAGCAAAUUGUGUGCAUUUUGUUUUGCAUCGAAAACAAAUAAUUCUAGAACCGGAUCUGGUGAAAGAUUCCGUUAGACUAUGAUAACGGUUCAGAAAGUACAACAUUUGUUACGAUGGCUAUACUAGAAGCAGAAUGAAUUGAAAAAAAUCAUCGCUGAUAUAAAGAAAACCAAUCUCAAAGUGACAGUAAUGUAUGUCACAUAUAAUGUAGAAGUGUUUUUCGAUUGUAAUAUUCCUCCGAAGAGUGUAAAUGUGAAGAGUUGUGAUAGUUUCUGUUUGUAUGUAUUAAAUAAUUAACACCAAUAGUUUAUAUUGAUACGAUGAAACCAUUCCAAUCAAAAGUUUUCCCAGAAAUGAGGGGGAAAAUACAAAGCCGACGUAGCUGAAAUCAAAAAAAUCAAUGUAAAAUUUUGUAAUUGUUCGCUCAAAUCAAUUCCCAACUUCAUAUCAGCCACCAAUAAAAUUGGAUCCUCUCGGUACGAAAAGUUUUAAUUGAACCAAGUUCCACAGCUGAGCCGUGGACUGAUUCCGGUCAGUGAGUGAAUCGGGCAAGGAAAGCUGGAAAAAGUGAAAAAUUUUGCAAUGAAUUUCAUCCCAUUACAACUCCGACCCGCGGAAGAAGAAGAGUGCGCCUGAUUUGGGUGGUGUGACAGCGUGAUUUGAUGGUACGGUCCCGGUGGCGGAGAUAACCAGGUGGGAAAGUGAUCGGUGCUACUCAAGUCCUACCUUCCGGAAAGGAACAAGUUUGAUGAGCAUUGUCCGUUAUCGCAUGACUGAAGAGGAUUGCGGUGUGAUAGUGAGUGCAUUGUGCGCGGAUGAAAAAGUUUUUGCAACCCUCUAUCCGGCCAUCUUUUAUGCAGUGUGAAAUGGAGAAGAGUUGUUGGUGCUCGGGAUGAGCUGUAUGAUCUUUCGCGUUUUAUCUGACAGCAGUCACAGAUAGUCACAAUAGUUAGACGGAAGGUUUUUUUUAUUUUUUCCCUGCUCUGGUUGCACAAUAAAUUCGCUCAAUAAAGUUGCUGACACAAAUGCUACACGGCGAGAAUUACAUCGACUUCUUCUGUGCAGCUUAGAGAGUGAGUGGUUGGUGAUAGAGAAAAGAAUAGCAGCGCUUCCAGGAGGAAAUUGUAGCCAGCAGAAUGGACAUCGAUAUCAUUGAUAUCCGGACGCUGGGCUAUCUAUCCAGCACAAGCACGGUGGUGUCGGCAACUGCAAUAUGUAACCUGACGGCGACCAACCAGACCGAUAGCAGCGGCGACGGUGGCGGAAGUGGUGGCCGAGCGGGAAGCGGCGCAACCGGAGGACCGGAGGACAAUGACGACGACGACGUCGACGCUUUAUCGCCCCUAUCGAUGUCGUCUCUCGGUGUUUUCCUGUCGAUUGUGAUAUUUCUUUCGGUAGCUGGUAAUAUUUUAGUGUGCAUAGCAAUUUACACCGAGCGAAGCCUGCGACGGAUUGGGAACCUGUUCCUGGCCUCUCUUGCCAUAGCCGAUUUGUUUGUGGCAUCGCUGGUGAUGACUUUCGCCGGUGUCAAUGAUUUAUUAGGUUACUGGAUAUUUGGUGCCCAAUUCUGCGACACCUGGGUGGCGUUCGACGUCAUGUGUUCAACUGCUUCCAUCCUUAAUCUGUGCGCUAUCUCGCUGGAUCGGUACAUCCACAUCAAGGACCCCCUGAGAUACGGACGCUGGGUAACGCGGCGGGUUGCCAUCGGAACGAUCGUCGUCAUCUGGCUGCUGGCGGCCCUGGUGUCCUUCGUGCCGAUCUCGCUGGACCUGCACCGGGACAAGCGGGACGAGACGGACACCUCGCUCAUCAUCAACGGCGUCAAGUACGAAACGUGCGCCCUGGAUCUGACGCCCACCUACGCCGUCGUCUCUAGUUGUAUAAGUUUCUACGUACCUUGUGUAGUUAUGAUCGGAAUCUACUGCAGGCUCUACUGCUACGCCCAAAAGCACGUUAAAUCGAUACGGGCCGUGACGCGACCGGGUGAGAUCAGCGAGAAGCGCUACCGCAGCAUACGAAGGCCCAAACCGAACAAAAACAAGCUGAAACUGCGCCAGCUGGCGCAGCAGGCCUCCUCGCCGUACCACGUAUCCGACCAUAAGGCGGCCAUCACCGUGGGCGUCAUCAUGGGCGUCUUCCUGGUGUGCUGGGUGCCGUUCUUCUGUGUAAAUAUCAUAGCGGCGUUCUGCAAGACCUGCAUCGGGCCGCAAACGUUCAAGGUGCUCUCGUGGCUCGGGUACUCGAACUCGGCGUUCAACCCGAUCAUCUACUCGAUCUUCAACACCGAGUUCCGGGCCGCCUUCAAGCGGAUCCUGACCACGCGGAGUUCCUGCUACGGCCAGGAGAUCAGCAACAUCUAUCCCCGCCACAGCGAUCGCUACGUGACGGACUACGCGGCCAAGAACGUCGUCAUGCACUCGGGCCGAUCGUCGGCCGACCUGGAGCAGGUAUCAGCGAUAUGACCUUACUAGAAUAACAUCAACAACACCGAGGUUUAGGGUGGAAACUCACUGCUGCACUGCUGCACUGGGUGGAUUAUUUGUUUUAAUUUUUUUCCUCAGGUUUGUGAAUCAAGGAUCGUAGUUUCUCGAGUAGAGGUUGAGGUUGCACGUUCUCACGUUACUCACCCCUGCCCUCCAUAACUAAUUUGCUUCCAGGAAUAUUCGCGGAAAAAGUGGAAUAUCGUUUUUUGAUCAACAAUUGUUUUUUGUUGGGAAAAACUCCUGGACAAUCAAUGCAGUGGUUGAUGAAAUGUUAUUCCACUUGUGCUCCGUCGAGAACAACAGUUUAUCGGUGGUUUAGUGAAUUUAAAAUGGGCCGUACAAACACCGCAGAUGCACUUCGCUCUUGAAGGCCGAAAGUGAGUUAGGCGAGUGAGGCCGUAGGCAUUUCAAAAGAACUAGUGGGAUACAUUUUGCGCGACAUUUUGGACAUGACAAAGCUAUCCGCGCGAUGGGUGCCGCGUUUGCUAACCAUCGACCAAAAACAGCGCGUUGAUGAUUCAAGUGAUUUUCUUUCGCCGUUUAUGGCAAUUGAUCAAACGUGGAUCCAUUACCACACUUCAGAAUCCAAAAGGCAGCCUGCAGAGUGGCACUGAGGCAUAUUUCGAAGACUUAGACGCUUCAUACUACUGAAAGGGAGUCGAAAUGUUGGAAACUCGCUAUACCAAGCUCUCGGAGGAAACUAUGUUGAGGAAUAAAUAUUACCCAAAAAACGAUUGUUUUCAUUUGAAAUCACGGGACUUUUCAGCCCAUGUACUAUGAUAAGAACCAGUUUUAGGCCCGAUAUAACGCUAUCAGUAAAACAUGGUCCAUCUAGUAAUGGAACCACAACUUUUGCGAAUAUUUCGGUUUUCAAUUGAUGUAUUGAAAAUCUGAAUCAUGUAAAUCUGUCUCUGCAAAUGUCUGUACUAAAGAGUUUCAUUAUUGAAUAUCUAUAAUGAUUUUUUCUCCCCGAUUAUAAUUCCGACUUCCUACGUUUACAAUGCGGUCGUGUCUUGGGCGGUGUGCGUUUACGAGUUUUUGUACGGCCCGCGACCCAAUUACUAACACGUAUUUGUGAAAAAUAGGUGGGUUAUAUCUAUGAUAUAACCGUAAGGUUGACGUGGGAUUGUAUUGAUUAAAUUAUCGAUUGAAUGAAACAAUCUUCGAAUUCUAUUGAAUUCAAUAUAUUUGCUUUGUAAGUAAAGAGUUUGAACAGUUGUCAUGUAAGAUCGAUUCAUGCAUUGUACUAGAUUAUGUUCUUCGCUACAAGUAAAUUUGAUGACCCCGACCCCUUGGGGUCGAUAUUGGUUCCUCAGGGGUCGACAUGAACGGAAAUGUAUGUUGGUCUAAAAAUUGACCCCCAUUAAUUAACACAAGUUCUUAUUUGAAACAUUCAAGAUACAGUAUAAGUUGUGUUGCGUGUUCCAACUUCAUUUCUAGUAGAAAGUAUUAUUGUUGUACUUUUCAAAAACCCAACAAUAAGAUGAGCGCGCAUAAGUUCGCAUGAGAUGAAAAAUUUGGCAAGUGAAUUUGGCAAUUGCAUUUUGAAAUUUGUUGGAACUUGAUUACACUCAUUUACUAAUUUAAUUCAAGAGAUUAUAUUAAUAGAACUGGAAAUAAAGUCAUGAAUUAUUUAUUGAGCUGGUUUGGCAAGCCAGUUUGUGCUAGUUUUCUUGAAAAAGUUAUGCAAAAUGGUAUCACUGAUGUCACCGAAGGGAUUGGGAGGCCAGACUGAGCUGGCUUUCUCAGACCACCGAUAAGCAUGCUUAGUUCUACAAAGUAUGUAGUAAUGGCAUAAAGUGUAGUGUUACCAUCUGUCCUGAUUUAGCAGGACAUGUCCUGAUUUUGAGAGCUAUUGGUAUCCAUUUGGUUACUAUGGGUAUCCAUUUCAAAAUCCAUGCUGAACUAUGUGGUGCAGAAAUUCAGCCGUCCAGAAAAUUUGGGUCGCAGAAGGAGCUCUUGCGUUUCAUAGUCGUGGCUUCUUCACUUCUUGUUUGGUGGUCAUCGGAGCAGCAUCGUUGCCGGCGAGCGUCGAGCUGGAAUAAAUUGUCUUUCUUAAGACAGAUAAAGGAAGAGUAAUGGAGUAGUUUUAUUUCCACAAAGACCCUCCUCAGGGCUAGAGACAAAUGAGUUGCAAAAGCUUAAAGUCUCUAUAAACCAGCCCAAGAAGGAAGGAUACCCGUGGCUUGUACUUCGGCACUAUUGCGCUUGAUAUUCGAUGACUCUGAAACCACCAAAAAAACAGAAGCCAUCAUCUCCGGAGUAUUUUUACCGCAUGGAUCGACCAAGAAAUAUGUUAAAUAAAUAAAUUUCCCAUGUUUUUAUUUAAUUAUAUCUCUUCACAAAUGAGUUAAUACAAACGCUAAAAGAUCUGAAUAAAGUUGCGUUUGAUGAACAAAGUUACGAGAGCUUGGAAAAUGUCUGAACUUCUUUUUAGGGAGUACGUAAACGAUGGAAAAACAUCUGUUGAUCGGCUCAACGAAUUUAAGGCUAAUCAAAUGCAUCGACUUCAACUUCAACGACUCGGUCAUGAUAAAUCUGACCAUGUCAUAAGAACAGAACUUCAAACCAUUUUACCGCUUACUGAAAACUUUCCUUAUUUGUUUACCAGAGUCCUGAGAAGGGCCCUUGUGGACAAACCCAAUGCAAACUCCUUCUUCACCUGCCUUGAGAAAGACACUUCAUUGUCAUUGCUCGUCCGCUUCCACAAACAUCAAACGACGUUCUCGUGAAAAUGUUCAAUAAAAUUCGCAAGUAAAUAUAAAAAAUGUCGACAAAAAUCCAGACAAAUUCAAACUUUUGAUUUUCCAACAUCCAGAUUUUUGUUCAAUACACCUGGUAACCCUGGCUUAAUACUUCAUAAGGCCGUGGAAACUAGACGAGAGAUCGACUCGAACUUCAGAGAACAUAAUCCUUACAUGAGGAAGAACACAUUAUCUUUGAUAAAAAAAUAAACUAUCGAAACAGUUGAAAAAAUUGUGGCAAUAUAGUUGCCACUGCCCGUUAACCCUAAAACACUGCUUGCCGCUGUCUUGUAAGCUCAUUUUAUUGUGUCCUUGGUUAUACAAAAAGUGAAACAAUAUCUCUAGCGCAGCGAACAAAAUUUAUUUAAAAAACUGCAUGAAUUUACACAGUAUAUCCCAAAUAGAACGUUUACAGUGAAAAACUUAUGAACUUGUUACAUGUUCAACGAAUUUAAACAGAUUUUUUGCCAGCGUCUGAAAUCGCGGUUUAUUUGUAACUAAAAAUUGGGGAGUCAUUAAUUUCGUAUUAAUAUCGUACCAGCCUUAAAAAAAUGGAGUAUUACAGAUACUUUUAGAAGUCUUUGGUUAAGCGAAAUAUUGAAAGAAUAUUUAAAGUGCGACAAAAAGAAUUGUUGUUGGCUACAUAGUUGCUAAGGCCUUAUAACAGGUUAACCAACCGCAAAGUCUUUAAAUUAGUAAGAAUUUUGUAUGAAUAAAACAAAAACCAGAGAUAGAUUUCGGUUUAAAAAAUUUGGCUAUAGGGGUCUGAGAUAUUACUUUGUUCUGGGGUCUAUUGCACAAAAUAGUUUGAGAGCCCAUGCUGUAGAUCAUCAUUGCGCUGGUGUCUCAAUGGUCAUCAAUUGUCCAAUUAAUGUGAUCUUGUGCCCACUUCAGCUAUUUUGGAUUUUCCGACAUCCAUUGUUUUUUAACAUAUUAAGGACCGCUCACGUGUUUUCUACGCUUAUUGGUUACAACCUUGGAUCGCCUUCGUCUCAUCCACACCGAAGGAAACGAUCUCAUUCGUGGAAUCCGAACGAAUGAAGCGUACAAGUUUGCCCCAAAACGUCCUAGGCGUGUGUCUUACAAAUUCCUUUGCGGUAUGUUAAGUGCCAAUCGGCCCUCGGUAAUUUGACCGUAGAUUGUUUCUAGUAUCAGUUUUCGGAUACUUAGCGAACAUUUGUGGGUUUUGGGGAUUGAAGCAAAAUAUCAUCAUCUUUGAUCACGAAACCUUCCAAACAAGUGUAACCCGAGACGAUCGAACUGAAUGAAUGGAGGAGUUACAAGUUAACGGCUUAAGCGCCACUCCUGAAGAAGACCGUUCACCACUGUUUCUGUGUCCAGCUGGGACUCUUCCAAAGGGCAGGUUUUAUCUUUGUACCCCCAAACACAGGAAAGUGUCAAGUUCGCCCCAGGCACGUUGGGAAACCAAUAAUUGCUGUGGUAAUUGUUGCUCGCAACAAUCGACCUCAGAUCGAUAAAGCAGAUCUCUAGUUUGCCAGUGUUACGAUCACAGGUAAUUACUUAUACGAUCAACGUUUUCCCUUCUCGCUUGGGAAACCAAGACCGACAUAAAAUCAACCAAAAACCAACGAGGAAAUCAAUGUCGGCUAUUCGGAACCAGUUUUAGGACUUUAUUGUCUCCAAAAACAACAAAAAAGAAACUAAAGUAGACCUCUUACUAAAAAACACAAUUGCCACAGAAGUGCGCAAGUACAUAACGUUUCUAAAGUCAAUUAUCCCGCGCAACACUUGCCCCAAUCAUUAAGGGCAUCCACCUUUAAUCCCAAGUGUCUGAUCUUGCCGGACCUUCAGUCCAACCCAUAUUUGGAGACAAGGCACCAGCUCUUCGGUAUAGUUUCAAACCUGAAACAGGAACAGUUCUUCCAUUCCCCCUUUGGUUGAGAAUACAGCUCAAAGUUUCCACAAAAGACAUGUUCCUAAAAGAAAAAGAAGAAAAUGCUGAGUGCCGCGUCGCUACAAUGGAAUGAUUUCCGCCAUCCCAGUUCUAUCGACGUCUAAGCACUCAGUGGAACCAUACAAAUGUCUCUUGUGGGAAGUUGCCGAAAGAAGUUGUUCUGAAGCUUUGCAGAAUCAGGAAAUAAUAACUGUAUGCAAUUUUUACAUUCAACAAAGUGAUAGAAACGACGUUGUACACAGCAAAUUUGUACUAAUUUGUAUUUGGGUAUAUAUCUGGGUGGAUAAACUUUUUUGCAUGUUUUCGUUUUUAGUUUCUAACGACAAAAUCCUUGAAGAAGAAGCACAUUUGAUUUGCUAAUCAUAGGUACUAAAAAAAUUAUAAAACAAACAAAUAGCCGAAUAAUUUUCCCAGUUUUCAAACGAAAAACGAAACAUUUGCAAAUGUGGAGCAGGGAUGGAUAAAUGUUGUCUACAUACUGUAGGUCGGAUUGUCGCGCAUUUCUACAACAUUUCGCAGCUUCCAAACGUCGAAUUCGAAAGGGUAGCUCCGUUACUUCAAUAUCAGCCAGCGUUAAUAACUUGUGAUGUUAGUACGGGUGCUCACCACUUCAUUUUCGUGCCGCAAUUCAACCCAAACUCGAGAAACUACGACAUGAGAAAGUCAAAAGUCCCGAGCAAAACACAAGAUCGCAAGCCACUUAAUCUCUACCGCCCAAACUGACAUCAGAGUGGGAAAUGCAACAGAAGAAAGGAAUACUGCACAAACCCAUAAUACCAAAAAUUGGACACGAAAAGCAAUGGUUAAACUAAGCUAGUCAUGUUUUGAGUGGCAAAGGAAGACUGCAAAUGCCACACGCUGCAUAAAUAAUGUAACAAGUUACACAAGUUUCUUGCAGCUUGUGUCGGUUUUGGCAAAACAUUCAUUCACAUGUCAACAUCAACACAAAGCGGGAAAUAAGUUAUUUCCAUCCAAACCACAUAUUGCCAAUUAAAACACCCUUUGUGGAACCCCGCAGGAGGGGGACAAGAAAGCAAACCAACGUUUCUGUAAAUAGUUCACAUCGUACGAGUAAGCAUCCCAGAAACCAGAGAGUUCUUUUCUACAAAACCACCCAAAGGGCGGUACAGAAGUGAAAUUUCCUCACAAUAAACUCGGGCGAGCAGAAAAACUAGGUCGGGUAGAGCCCCGAAUUGAGAUUUAUGUGUUUCGCUGUUGUUGAUGUUUAAACAAACCGGGAGAAGUAACUUUAAGACGAAACCAAGCACCAAAAAACUAUGUAGGAGUUACUUUUCAACUCUCUGUCUCUUCCAUCCUAUGAACACAAAGCCAUUACCCGGAGGUUACACCAAAUCGUUUAAAAGCGGAAAGGCGAUGUAACCGAUUCCACAUAUCCUUAGCAAACUAGGGCCAGUUUCUCUCUUGGAUGUGAGAAGAAAACUCCAAACGCUUAAUGUGUUAGAACAACCUCUCCCCCGAUAGUAUUAGAAUUUGUAAUUUGAGUAACGAUGAGUAGAAAAUAUUGAAACUGAUAAUAGUUAUCAGUUCUGGGUGCGAUACCCCGCAUGUUUUGGCGUUUAGAUUUUAAGACCAAACCAAAGCAUAGCAAGACGGACAAGACAAACACAUACAAACACACAUACACAUCUUCCUACGCGCGUAAGCACACUGACACAUACACAUAAAUAUUACGAUUAUGUGAAAAUAAGACUGAUUAUUGUUUAUUUGAAAACGUGGUGAAAAUGUGGACACUACCAAGAAAAAUCAAAAAUAUUUGAAUGGAAAGAUUCACAUUAAGAAGGAAAAGAAAACAAAAUGUAACACAAACACAAAAGCAAAUAAUUUGUUUUUAACAAGAUACCCUCGUCUUAUGCUCACACGAAAGUCACCGUGAACAAUCCUGAUGAUAUAAAUAAUUGUUACUAUACUUAGCGAAUACCUAAAAUGCAAGUCAAAGCGAAUGACAUCAACUCGAUCCGGGAAAAGGGAACCUUUUUCCGGUUCGAUAUUCUCCUACAGGAAGUAUGUGAAUGCUAGACUCUAGGAAUCAAAACUAGGCGAAGAAUCUCUAUUUUGAAAAUUGCAAACCAAAUACUCUAUGAAAUGAUAUAAAGCAAAGAGAAAAUACAGAAACAACACAAAAAUAGGUCUAUGAUUGUUCUUCGUUGUGAAUAGUUUAACAGAAAAAAAACUGAAUGAUGAAACAGAAAAUACAGUUCGGAUUCGAAAAA
Toxorhynchites rutilus septentrionalis is the source of this 9971-nucleotide messenger RNA. RefSeq names its product dopamine receptor 1 (gene Dop1R1). Bases 1735 to 3060 code for a protein of 441 amino acids. The transcript is spliced from 6 exons. The record is from RefSeq and is a predicted model, not a curated record. Gene Ontology annotation, molecular function: G protein-coupled receptor activity. NCBI's taxonomy places the organism in Eukaryota, Metazoa, Arthropoda, Insecta, Diptera, Culicidae. Gene Ontology annotation, cellular component: membrane. Gene Ontology annotation, biological process: adenylate cyclase-activating adrenergic receptor signaling pathway.